Molecule: messenger RNA, 2715 nt
Organism: Perca flavescens (yellow perch)
Lineage: Eukaryota; Metazoa; Chordata; Actinopteri; Perciformes; Percidae
Gene: cdt1
Product: chromatin licensing and DNA replication factor 1
Exons: 10
Coding region: 167-2272 (701 amino acids)
Biological process (GO): mitotic cell cycle; DNA replication preinitiation complex assembly; DNA replication checkpoint signaling
Cellular component (GO): nucleus
Molecular function (GO): DNA polymerase binding; DNA binding
Source: RefSeq, a predicted model, not a curated record
CGUGGACCGGAUGAGGCGUGGCUUCGUUGAUUUAGCGCGAAUUUUCUUACUUCUUCCUGUGAAGUGUGAACAUUUCCGGAGGCCGGUGGACAGUAUUUAUAGCUUUACCGACUUCAGUUUAUUGUAGAUUCUUGCAGUGCCUGUGUCUGCUUCAAGUAGCAGUAACAUGUCUCAGGCUCGCGUUACUGAUUUCUUUUUCCAGAGAAAGAAAGGUAUCGCCGGGCCAGUGAAACCAGCCAAGCAGCGCAGGAGCGCUGUUGUCGAACAUGGCUCUUCUGGGAUCAGCACAAAUGUUGCCAGCACAAGGUCAAGAUCCUCGAAAAACAAAGGUGGUUUCCUGUGUUCGUCCUCCGUCCAUGAAGAGUUUGUCCGAGUUAUCGACGAGGCAGUGGAGCUAAACGAGGGAGAGUGUGUUAGUAACACCGCGAAAGAUACAUACUGUAGUCCCCGGACACCAAAGCGGACCUCAGCCGAGACAGAGUUCGACCUCGGGGGAGCCCUGUUUUCAGCCACCGCCGACCACAGCACAGCCAAGAAGAGACGUCAAGCGGAGACUGUUAAAGAAGCUGAAGUUUUAGAGAAAGCAACUACGAAGGCCAGGAAGGCCAGAAAGAAACUGGUUCUCCCUCAAGACACACCACAGGCUGCAGUCCAGAUCUUGCCCAGUCAGGGGACCCAGCAGCACUCAGCUCCGGCCUCGGUGUCUGGGCAGAAUGCGGAGAACCACCUGAACCUCCAUACCAACAGCUCUUCGCAGAGGGGGCAGGUCAGCCGCAAGAACACUGAAGGACAGGCCAGCAAGGCUUUGUGUAAAGAGGACAUUGCAGCCCUCAAGUCUCGCCUUCAGAGGAUCAAGAAACAUGCAGAGGAAUUAACCAGCGCUGCUCCUUGUAAUUUAGCUUCCACAUCCUCUUCUCCAGCUGGUUCAGCUGCCAACGCUACCACCCCCCUUGUCCCCAAAACCGUCUUGCAUGCCACCUGUGAUGCUAAGACCCUGAACUUCACUGUAGCACAAGUCAAAGAGCUUGCAGCUAAAGCUCAGCAGAGGAAGGUGGAGAGAGAGGUCAAGGAGAGCAAGCGGAGUGAGGCACAAAUCUCGGACAGUACUGAGCAGCCAGGAUACCAGCGGUACCACAACCUCGCCCAGGCGGCCCCCCCGGGACUGUCCCUGCCUUACCAGUACAAGGUGCUGGCUGAGAUGUUCAGGAGUAUGGACACUGUGGUCUCUAUGCUGUACAACCGCUGUGAGGCAGCCACCUUCCCCAAGAUCAAACGGGGAGUUCAGGACAUGAUGCACAAGCGAUUUGAGGAGAGCCACGUUGGUCAGAUACAGACUGUGUUUCCGGAGGCGUACAAAUUUAGACAGGAGAAGAACAUCCCAACCUUUAACAGCAACAUUAAGAAGGGCAUCUACCAGCUCACUGUGGAGCCCGUCAUUCUCUCUGACCAGAAUGAAGCUUGUCCUCUCUUGUCUGCCUCUCGGCUCCUGGAGAGAAGACGCAUCUUCCACCUGAAUUUGGUCUCCAUUGUCAAACUGCACCACAAGGUAUUUCUGUCCACAUUGGUUCCACCGAUGUCUGUUCCAGAAGACAAACUGACCCGCUGGCACCCUAACUUUAAUGUGGACACUGUGCCAGCCAUCUUGGCUAGCUCGAUGCCUCAGCCUCCUCACACGGACAAACUCUCCACUGCUCAGGAAGUGCUGGACAAGGCUCGCUCACUCAUGACGCCCAAGAUGGAGAAGGCUCUGGUUUCUCUGGCUCUAAAGACUGAAGACAAAGCUGCAAAGAGUAAAGAGCCAUCAUCUCCGCAGAAGCCAGCAGUCCCCCAAGCAUCAGCUCCAUCUGCAGCUGCAGCUCAAGUCCCAACUGCCCUGAAAGGAGUGUCCCAGUCCCUGCUGGACAGGAUUCGGGCAAAGGAGGCCCAGAAGCUCCAGGCAGCCAUGACUCGAAACCCCACCCAGGAAGAGCGCCUGCUGAUGAUGUCACGGCUUCCUGAGCUGGCCCGGAUUCUCCGGAACGUUUUUGUUGCAGAGAAGAAACCGGCUUUAAUAUUGGAAUUGGCCUGUAACAGGAUGGUGGCCAGCUACAAAUCUGCUCUCAGCACAGGUGAAAUGGAGAAACACAUCCGUCUGCUGGCAGAAGUGGCUGCUGAUUGGCUGACUAUUCAUCCAGUCAGAAAGGACUUCUACCUGAAGUUGAACAAGAACAUGGAGCUCAACAUCAUUCUGGACAAACUGAGCAGCAGACUCCGAGAUGAAGAGAAAAUGUAACAUCUAAAUGAUGACCGUGAUGUGAUAGCCUUUUGCACACUGAAGGCUAGUUAAAGUGCCAUAUUUUUCAUUGAAUUUCAUCAGUUUGUGGGCAGUAUGUAUGAUGUUUUAGACACAGUGGGUUUUGUGUUGUGCCCUGUGCUCUAGGCUGUCAGAGUGAAAUGGUCACUGAUUGAUCUAGGCACAGCUCCAGGAUGCUGGCAUGUCCCAAAAUCCUGAGGCCACAUGGGGCCAACCUCGUCCUGGUAUUUCCACCACCCCUUUUGUAAACUGGUUGUUUUAACCACACUUUAGUUUUUAUUUCCUCCAUGAAAGUGUAAUAUUGGGGUCUACGUCCAGUCAAUUUUCUACAAUGUAGAACUGAUGAAUGUUUACAUUUUUAAAGGUCACUACUGUUUGAUAAUGUUUAAGAAAUACAAGCAUUUGAGUGCCACUGCCUCCAA